AUGAAAAAUUUGUUCAAGCUCAUUUUAAAAGGUACUGUUGUUGAGAAAAUUCCUUCAUCAAUUGAAGGUGGUUGGCCUCGCUGUAGAGGGUAUGUACAGUCACAAAAGUCUCUCGGGUCAAAUACUCAUGCAAAGAUCCUCAAAACUUGUCAAGCUGCCAGGGGAGGUGGAGUGUUUAGAGGAGCUUGA
Molecule: messenger RNA, 189 nt
Organism: Prunus armeniaca (apricot)
Lineage: Eukaryota; Viridiplantae; Streptophyta; Magnoliopsida; Rosales; Rosaceae
Source: the annotation of a GenBank genome assembly